Molecule: messenger RNA, 2276 nt
Organism: Pieris napi
Lineage: Eukaryota; Metazoa; Arthropoda; Insecta; Lepidoptera; Pieridae
Product: stabilizer of axonemal microtubules 2
Exons: 13
Coding region: 677-2092 (471 amino acids)
Biological process (GO): microtubule anchoring
Cellular component (GO): ciliary basal body; sperm flagellum; cytoskeleton
Molecular function (GO): microtubule binding
Source: RefSeq, a predicted model, not a curated record
AGGCUUUUUGAAGCGACACAGGAUUAUUUUUUUUAUAAUUAACGCGAAAAUACUUGUUGUAAAAUGAUUGAAAGAUUUAAUGCCAUAUUUACACUGUUUAUACUAUACUGUUUAAAGUUGUUUUUGUAAACUAUUCGAAAUAGAACUCUACAAUAAUCAUAAUGUUCAGUUAUUAUUCGCUCAACCCAAAUCAUCACCUGCUAUUUAUGCAAAGAAAUAUAAUAAGAAUUUAAAAAUCUCAGAGUGUAAGAAUCAAGAAUUCGGCUUAACUGUAUUCGCAUGUAAAAGAAACCAGUGGCGCAACAACCUUUUAAGGUCUGGGCCAGAUUUCUGUUGGCAUCUGUGUCGCAUUUGUUUUUUUAAAAGGCAAGUAGAUGAUCAGUCUUCCGUGCCUGAACGCCCUCGACGUUAUGGGUCUCCGGCAUGCCGGUUUCCUCAAGAUGUUUUCCUUCACCAUAAGAGUUAAGUUUGAACCUACGACCUCGGUGAUGAGGGGGAUUGCAUAUAAGCUAGUCAAAAUAUGCAGCAUUAAGUUGAUAGGUGCGUACCAUGCCCCGCUGCGGAUCCUUGCGCGCCCUCUGCCGGUAUAAAAUCAGGCUUGCGGGACGGGAGACCCAUAGAUGGAAAGCAGGAGCAGCCCUGUCCCUGCAGGACCUGCUGCUGUGGAAAACCACCUAUGGUGAAGCCAUGCUACAAACAACCGAAAAUACCUGACUCCUAUGCACCCCGGCGAUGUUACAUGAAGCCGUCUGCGCGAAUCGAGUCGUGUACAACCUACAACAUGUCGUAUCUACCUGUUGACGGUUGUAAGAAUCUUCGGGGCGAAGCGCGAAAGCCUACGCCUAAUUUGGUGCCCAGCUGUGAGCCAAUGGAGUCUUGCACAGUCCAAAAGUUAUCCUUUCUGCCAAAUCCAGUGUGCGUGACGCAAGCAAUUCGUCCUUGUCACCAUGACAUGUGGGGACAGGGGCCGAUGCAGAACCUCACCACUCAGAGACAUGACUAUGUCGCUAAGCCCUGCGUACUUCGCGAGAGUUUCAAGCCGGAAGCGAAAUUCCACGCUGUCGAUACACCUUUUGAAAACCGCACAGUAAACAAGCUAUCGUAUCUGCCUCCGGAUAAGAUGGAGCCGGUAAAAUCGUAUGCGCCAGAGCGGUGUUAUGAAAAACCAGCCGCCAAAAUGGACUCUAGCACGACGCAUAAACUAAGCUAUAUGCCUAACCAAUUGCUGCCGAAAGAACCUUUACCAUGGGCUUGUAAGGGACAGUAUCAGAAACCUUGCCAGAAGCUUGAAGAUAACACCACCUACACUAUGAGUUUUUUAAACCCAGCUGCUGACUGCCGUCGUUGUCCAAUAUUACCUAAUAUCGGUAAUAAUCCAGUGACCGCGUCGAAACGCUUUGAAACACAAACUAUUUACAAGAACAGUUAUCUCCCCGCCACAGCACCAAUACCACAGCCUGUAAAACCUGUACCAAAUAUCAUGCCUUCAACGGCUGCGAUGGAAGGCGACACUGUUCAAAAACUAUCAUUUCUACCAAACCCGGUGUGUAUAACGCAAGCAAUCCGCCCUUGCCACCACGAUAUGUGGGGACAGGGACCGAUGCAGAACCUCACGACUCAGAGACACGACUUUGUACCGAAGACUGCGCCAAUGAGAGAGUCGUUCAAACCAACAGCCAAGUUUCAUGCAGUGGAGCAACCGUUUGAAAAUCGCACAGUUAACCGCAUGUCAUUCUUGGACCCCGGAAAAGUACCUCGACCAGAGUCGUAUGCUCCUAACCGAUGCUAUGAGAAACCUAGCGCCAAAAUGGACAGUGACACAACACAAAAGAUGUCCUACCAGCCUGUGUGUGUUCCAGCACCACAGCGGCCACCCUGGGCUUGCAAAGGACAGUAUCAAAAACCGUGUCAAAAGUUGGAAGGAACAACAAUUUACCGUUCAUCGUUCCUCCCGCCCGGUGAAGAUUGCACCGAGUACAUUGAUCCGUGUUCGUAUGGAGAUUGUAGACCUUGUGACUGCAUGUGCCCCGCGGAAUGCAUUGCGACAGACCCAUGCGCGUGCACAUUCCCAAAAGCCGAAUGCUGUAGGUAACAGCCAUUUAGUAAUUCUAUUAAGGUCUAAAUUCAAGUGAAGUGACGUCAUCGUUUUUAUACCAUUUUGACGUUAUUUUGGUAUUUGUUAAUUAUUAAAUUUUUAACGAUUUAUGAUAUUUAAUACUGUUUUUAUCUUUGUUAUGUAGAGUUAGUUAUUCUUGUUGAAUAAAAUUUUAAUGUUA